AUGUGUCAAAAUUUAGGUUAUAAUUUAACAACAUUGCCUAAUUUUAUGGAUCAUAAGGAUCAAUCGCAAGCGGAAAGAGCGUUGGGUACGUUUAUGCCACUGGUUCACUACAACUGUUCCAAGCAUUUGAGACAGUUUCUUUGUGCUGUUUUAACGCCGAUGUGUUCUGAACAAAUUAAAGGUGCAAUACCACCGUGCAGAGGAUUUUGUGAAAGAAUACAAGGAGAUUGUCAACCAGUUAUAGAUCAGUUUGAAUUUCCAUGGCCUUCACUGUUGAACUGUUCGAGAUUUCCUGUAUAUAACGGAUAUUGCAUCUCGGGAAAUCAAAGCACUGAAAAUAGUAAAGCUUUGUCUGUUCCAACGUGGCUUGAUAAUAACGUACGAAGAGAUUCGGUUAUGAUGCAAUGUCCACCAAAUUUUGUUCAAACUAUGGAAUUUUCUUCAGUAACGUGCAGUCCGAAUUGCGGAAAGGAUGCAUAUUACAGAAAAGAAGAUAAACUUUUUGCAGAAAAAUGGAUGGUUGGUUGGGCGUGGCUGUGUUUCUUAUCAACUUCUUUCACUCUGCUAACGUUUUGGGUAGAGCCAUCCAGAUUUCGAUAUCCGGAACGUCCAGUAAUAUUUUUGGCGUUGUGCUAUUGUUUAAUCGGUGUAACAUAUAUACUCAGAGGUGCUCUCGGACCAAGUACUUUUAGCUGUGUUCAUGUGGAAAAUGGAGAAUCCUACAUAGCUGUCGAUGGCAUGCAAAGUAUGCCGUGUACUUUAGCAUUUUUAUCACUCUACUAUUUUGCACUUGCAUCCAGCAUUUGGUGGGUUAUUUUAGCACUUUCCUGGUUUUUGUCAGCAGCCAAUAAAUGGUCUAGUGAAGCUUUACAUGGUUUAGCUUCAUACUUUCACGUGGCUGCUUGGACAGGUCCAGCUGUCCUUGGAAUUGUUGCUUUAGCUCUGCGAAGAAUAGCCGGAGAUGAAUUAACUGGUCUUUGCCAGGUAUCUGAUAGUGAUGUAUUAGCAUUUCUGGUAGUGCCACAAGCUGUAUUGCUUUCAGCCGGUUGCGUUUUAGCAACCAUUGCUGCUGCUGCUUUAAUUCGAGUAAGAAGAACCAUGCAAUCGGCAGGUCGUUGCACGGGCAAACUUGAAAGACUUAUGACAAGAUUAGGUGUAUUUGCCAUACUUUAUGUUCUGCCAGCCAUUGGAUAUUUAGCAUGUUUAAUAUAUGAAGCCUGGCACAGACCUAGAUGGCGGUCUUUAGCACUCUUAGCGGCAUUAGAUUGUAGAAUAGAUCCAAGUUGUGAACCAGGGCCUUCAUACAGGACAGCCGGAGUCGAAAUGGCUCUCUUACGCUUAUUCUUAUCGUUGGUAGUAGGCGUCACUUCUGGAAUGUGGGUUUGGUCAGGAAAAACAUGUCGAGCAUGGAGCAGACUUUUUGUGUCACCAAAAAAAGUACCACCGCGAAUAGUAGGACAUAGUAUGCAUCACAUAUCACGAGUUUAA
Molecule: messenger RNA, 1488 nt
Organism: Pediculus humanus corporis (human body louse)
Lineage: Eukaryota; Metazoa; Arthropoda; Insecta; Psocodea; Pediculidae
Product: class D atypical G-protein coupled receptor GPRfz5, putative
Exons: 3
Coding region: 1-1488 (495 amino acids)
Biological process (GO): canonical Wnt signaling pathway; non-canonical Wnt signaling pathway
Cellular component (GO): plasma membrane
Molecular function (GO): Wnt-protein binding; Wnt receptor activity
Source: RefSeq, a predicted model, not a curated record